AUGCUGAACACCCUAAUCUCACGUAUCCGACCACACCCACUAUCAAGAAGCAUCAUGUCAUCGUCACCAUCCACAUCUGUCGCUCGUACGAAGACGACCAUUGCCGUAGCUCAAAUCCGAUCUACUGCUGACCCUGUACAUAAUUUGGAGAUAUCGAAGAAAGUGAUUAAGAAAGCUGCUGAAGCAGGUGCGAAGGCGAUAUUCUUACCUGAAGCAUCAGAUUUCAUCAAUCAAUCUUUCCCCGAAUCUCGUAAAUUAUCUUUACCCCUCGCUCGACAUCCUUACACCCUCGGACUACAGGAGACAGCGAAAGAACUGGGAGUGACGAUCAGCGUGGGGAUACAUGAAGGACCGGACAGUGAGGAGGAAGAAAGGUUUUAUAAUUCCCAUGUAGUCAUUGGAGGGGAUGGUCAGGUCAAGGCGAACUAUAGAAAGCUCCACCUAUACGAUGUCGUAUUGACCAAACCACCCAACGAAGAUGGAACUAUUCCCCCACCUCAACGAACAGGCGAAUCCGAUAGGAUACUCCCCGGUCAGAAAGUCGUCCCUCCAGUGGACAUUGAGCGGUUGGGCAAAGUAGGAUUGGAAAUUUGUUAUGAUAUAAGGUUCCCAGAAUUAUCGAUGAUACUCACUAGGCUAGGUGCGACUACACUGUUGUUCCCUUCGGCGUUUAUGGUCAAGACUGGACGUGAUCAUUGGGCUACUUUAUGCCGAUCCCAAGCCAUCCAAUCCCAAUCAUACGUGAUCGCCUCAGCGCAAUACGGCGCACAUAACCCCAAACGAACUUCAUGGGGAGAAUCCAUAGCGUUCGACCCAUGGGGCAAACAAUUAGGUAGGUUACGAAGUGUGGAUGAUACGCCUCCUGGGGAAGAUAAGGAGGUUGAGAGGAUUUAUGAGGAAGAAGGCGAGUUUUUCUUGGUUGAGAUUGAUGAUCAGAUAGUAAAAAAUACGAGAAGUCAGAUUCCGUUGGGUGUACAGAGACGAACAGAUAUAUAUGGUGUUGUGGGUGAGAACGUGAAUGUGUAA
Kwoniella botswanensis is the source of this 1026-nucleotide messenger RNA. RefSeq lists its product as uncharacterized. Bases 1 to 1026 code for a protein of 341 amino acids. Lineage: Eukaryota; Fungi; Basidiomycota; Tremellomycetes; Tremellales; Cryptococcaceae. The transcript has 7 exons. The record is from RefSeq and is a predicted model, not a curated record.